GGCGGCGCGCGGGCGGCGGGGCAGGGAGGGAGGGCGGCCGGGCGGGCAGCGGCCCCGGCCCGCAUCUGCGCCCCUCGCUGUCCCGCGACCCCGGCGCGGGUGCCUCGGGCCCCUCUCGCGCGCCGCCAUGGUGGGCCGGCUGAGCCUGCAGGAUGUGCCCGAGCUCGUGGACGCGAGGAAGAAGGGCGACGGCGUCCUGGACAGCCCGGACUCGGGGCUGCCCCCCAGCCCCAGCCCCAGCCACUGGGGGCUCGCGGCGGGCGGAGGCGGCGGAGGCGGCGGAGGGCGCGCGCCGGCACCGGGGGCGCUGGAGCCCGACGCGGCGGCGACCCCCGCGGCUCCGAGUCCAGCGUCUGUCCCCCUGACUCCCGGCUGUGCGCUGAGGCUGUGUCCCCUGUCCUUUGGCGAAGGAGUGGAGUUUGACCCCUUACCACCAAAGGAAGUAAGGUACACCUCCUCGGUCAAGUACGACUCCGAGCGGCACUUCAUCGACGACGUGCAGCUGCCCCUGGGCCUGGCGGUGGCCUCCUGCAGCCAGACGGUCACCUGCGUCCCCAAUGGCACGUGGCGCAACUACAAGGCUGAGGUGCGCUUCGAGCCACGCCACAGGCCCACACGCUUCCUCAGCACCACCAUCGUCUACCCCAAGUACCCCAAGACCGUCUACACCACCACCCUGGAUUACAACUGCCGCAAGACGCUGAGGAGGUUUCUGUCCAGCGUGGAGCUCGAAGCCACGGAGCUCCUGGGCAGCGACGACCUCUCCGAUGAAUGCUGACCCAGCAGGCUGGGCUGGGGUCGGACUGGCUCUCCCGCUGUCCUGCCCCCGACUGCCCUGGCCAAGCUGGGCGACCUUACCCUUCAUGUCAUUCCAGCCCCAGAGGAGUCUAACCUAGAGAUACCUCCAAGCCCGGCUGGGGGAAGAGAAAAAAAAAAAAUCACUGCAUCUCAUAAUUAUUGAGAUCUUUGUGUUGUAAUUUUCAAGCUGUUUUUAGAGGGAAUAUAUGUCCUGGUUUGCUGCUGUGUUGUGUCCCCAAAGUCUCAAUCAGAUGAGGCAACAAAAAGACCACCAGAACUGCAGGAAAGCAGCAACAGUCUGGGAUAGGGAGCGGGGAGGAGAGCUCUCCCUCCACGGUCAGUUUGUCAGAAGAAGAGCAUGGAAAAAGUGAGAUUUAAGAAAUUUCAGCCACGGGUGUCUUCACUGCGCAAAAGUGGUGCUAAUUCAGUAAACAGCGACACCUGUGUGGGUUCAAUCUGUGGAGAGUUGAGUUCCAUUCCUUUGUUUUUAAAUUUCCACCUCCAUUUGUGUUUCCUGUUAACCUAAACUCUUGUAAUUCUCUAAAUCUUUUUUCAUGAUAUCAAAAAAAAAAAAAAAAAUCCCAAACCACAAUUUAAGAUGCCUUUUUUUAAAAAAAAGGUUCUCCGUGUUGCCACCUGCUUCGGGAAGGCCAGGCCGAUGGGCGGCCGGGUUUGGGAGCAGCGGCUUUGGCUCUGAUUGUUUCCUGACGGUCAGUUCCCAGCACAGGCUCUGAGAAAACGCCGCGAACCCUUGGUAUCUGGUGACCGUCUCUGCAGGCUUCCAUGAGUCUCCGAUAGGUGUUUUGGGCUUUUGGAAUACUUUCAGAAUACUUUCCCAUUUUUUCAUAAGGCAAAACAGAGUGGAGGGCCUUUUUUGAGAGAAACAGCCUUCUUAUUAUGCUUGGAAAACACACGUGGGGAGUGGACACUCAGGACUGGAAGUGGUGGCCCUGACGAAGACCUGCGGCCACCCGGAGGAGGCAGACGCAGGUGAUGACCUGGUUCAUCAUGAGAGGGGCCAGAGUUGACUCAGUCUUAGGAUUUCGAUGGCGUCAGAAUUGCAGAGGGUUUCUGCCAGUGCCUUAGGUCCAAUUCAAAAAGCAAGGAAGGCUGGGCGCGGUGGCUGGCGCCUGUAGUCUCAGCUACUUGGAAACUGAGGCAGGAGGACCUCUUGAGCCCAAGAAUUCGAGACAGGCCUGGCAGCAUAGUGAGCCUCCAUCUCUAAAAAAAAGUGGCAGAAAAAAAAAGGCGAGGAGAUCUGUGCCCACAUCCCCCGACACCAGACAAGCUAAGGUACAUUCAGAGUAGGGAAUGAUGUCAAAACCUGGCUGCCGUGGUGGCGCGCGUUCCUCUUACACCACCGUAUGGGGGCAGGUGACAGUGAAAUGAAAUGUUCCCAAGGACCGUGUGAAUUCAGCUGACGCAGCCCAGCAGUGGGGUGGACCAGGGUGCGGUGGCUUCAGCCCUGCCUCCCGCCACUCCAUCCUCCCCUAACCCCUUCUUGGGACCUCCUGCCAGUCCCUGUGGCGUUUGAGUAAAGAAAGUGGCUGAUGGUUUUACUUUUUUCUUCCAAUAUUGGAAAGAACAAGCUAGAUAUUUCCUUGGAAUACAUCCAAAUUAUUUCAAGUGCCUGAGGGUUACCGAGCACUGUGGGCUCAGCUCGGCUGUAGCUCCGGGUUUCUGCGGAUGGCUUCCAUCGUGUCGAAAGCUGAACUGAGCUCCGUAGUGCCCCGGAGCCACAGCGGCAGGUGCAGCGACAAUUGCCGUCGUGUGCAGUCGCUGGAGGCCUGGAGAGCCACGUUGUCCUCUGCAGACAACGGCAUCAGUGCCCUGUGGACAGAGCCUGCAGUCCACACCUGGUCUGAGCUUGCUGGGCUGAAGCCCAGCUGGGACCCGGUGAGGGGGCACCCUGGGACCCACAGUCUCCUCAGUCACGUGCAGAGCAAAAAAUGCUUCCUGUGUUUGCAAGAGCAAGUGACGCAGCAUUUAUUCAUAAAAAUGGAUUUUUCUGUCUGAUUUCAUGCUGUGGUAGUUUAAGUGGUCAAUGUGAUUUUUUUUUUUUUUGAGAUGGAGUCUUGCUCUGUCACCCAGGCUGGAGUGCAGUGGUGUGAUCUCGGCUCACUGCAACCUCCACCUCCCAGGCUCAAGCGAUUCUCCUGCCUCAGCCUCCUGAGUAGCUGGGAUUACAGGUGCGCACCACCACGCCCAGCUACUUUUUGUAUUUUUAGUAGAGACGGGGCUUCACCAUGUUGGUCAGGCUGGUCUCGAACGCCUGACCUUGUGAUCCACCCGCCUUGGCCUCCCAAUAAUUUGUAAGUUAUGUUAGCGGGAUCCUCAAGGCCUUGCUCUGCCCCGUGGAGGCGCUUGCUUGGAUGAGCUCAGGAAACAGCACCAGCUGCGUGGCAGGUGUGGGUGUUGCGUGGGAAGACGUGGCCUUUGAACACCUCUGUGUUCUCAGACGUCCUUAGGAGAUUUUUUUUUUUUUUUGUCUUAGGGGGACUGUGUUAAGUUCAGACAAAUCAUGCUAGGUGUGGAGAGAGUCUGAAAUACGUCAGUGAAGUAAGUAGCAGUGAGCGAUUGUGAAUGUGUAAUGCAAAUGGAAAACCGGGUUUUAUUGUGUUAAGUUAUUCACUAGGGAGCCAAUUGUAGUUCUUUGUAAUCCUCUUUCUCUCCAAACCUGCUUUGCUGAAAGUUGCAGAAAAGGAAGUGUGUGGAGAGAAACGGAACGCUUCAGGGUGGGUCAGAGGACGCCAUCCACAGUGGAUUCAUGUUCGUUUGCAGGGCAGAAGCAGUGAUUUUUAAGACCCACUGAUUAAAAACAAACAUUCCUAAGUGCCUCUGAGAGAUGCUGUUUGUUAAUUAAAAAGCUUUUUUCUCGGUCUCUUAAAUUAUGGCUUUCAUGUAAUAAGGAUAUUUUUAGUGAAAAGUAGUUUUCCUUUCAAAUUACAGACCUUUUAAAAAAACUUAAUUUGAGCGAGUACCUUUUCAUUUGACACUUUUCCUGUUUCUAACCUUAGGAAACCAGAAUAGCGUUUGGCAGACACGACGUUUUCAGUUUACCUUUGACACCUGCCCCACUCCAUUUUGCUUUGUGACGUCUUCAUUUAACAAUAAAUUAUCUGAAAAAACAAAA
Pongo pygmaeus (Bornean orangutan) is the source of this 3931-nucleotide messenger RNA. It is a transcript of the gene RFLNB, whose product is annotated as refilin B. Gene Ontology annotation, biological process: skeletal system morphogenesis; negative regulation of bone mineralization involved in bone maturation; actin filament bundle organization. The record is from RefSeq and is a predicted model, not a curated record. Gene Ontology annotation, molecular function: filamin binding. Bases 128 to 778 code for a protein of 216 amino acids. Lineage: Eukaryota; Metazoa; Chordata; Mammalia; Primates; Hominidae. Gene Ontology annotation, cellular component: actin filament bundle. The transcript is spliced from 3 exons.